Neltuma alba is the source of this 1567-nucleotide messenger RNA. RefSeq names its product WD repeat-containing protein 43-like. Gene Ontology annotation, molecular function: protein binding. The record is from RefSeq and is a predicted model, not a curated record. The coding region runs from base 116 to 1456 and encodes 446 amino acids. The transcript has 8 exons. NCBI's taxonomy places the organism in Eukaryota, Viridiplantae, Streptophyta, Magnoliopsida, Fabales, Fabaceae.
CGCGGGAAACACUUGAGAGAGAAGCGGCUGUUGCCCUCGCUGCUAUUGCUAGUAGUUGCUACAGCCUGUGUUUCCGCUUCUGAAUAUCAUUCUCCUCCGGCCUAUUCUACCGAGAAUGGGUCCAUCGGACAUUAGGGACCUUUUAACAGCGUUUAGUCCCUCGUUAGACUUGUUUGCUAUGAGCGCUGGAGAUGGUCGCAUAAAGAUAUGGGAUACAGUUAAUGGUCAAAUCCAGACGGAGUUUGCUGACAUCACAUCAAGUGAUGCAGCAAGUAUAUAUGCAGGAUCAGUGAAAGGCCAUCUUUCAAUAGAUUAUACAUGCAUGAAGUGGUUGUCAUUAGAAGAAAAGAGAAAAAGGAAGCACACAUCCUCAUUGUUAGUACUUGGAACAGGUAGUGGUGACGUGUUGGCACUUGAUGUGUCUGCUGGUCAAUUAAAUUGGAGAAUUGGUGACUGCCAUCCUGGAGGCGUGAAAGCUGUUUCAUCUUCUACAAAUGGAUCAUGUGUCUAUACUGCAGGUGCAGAUGGAAUGAUUUGCAAGAUUGAUUGUAAGACAGGAAACCUGUUGGAAAAAUUCAAAGCUUCUACAAAGGCAAUAUCCUGUAUGUCUGUUUCUUCAGAUGGGAAGACAAUAGCUACUGCAGCAGCACAACUAAAAAUUUUUAAUUGUUCUGAUCACAAGAAGAUACAGAAGUUCUUCGGCCAUCCUGGAUCUGUUCGGUGUCUUGCCUUCACUGAAGAUGGGCAGUAUAUUCUAUCCUCUGCUGUUGGGGAAAGAUAUGUUGCUGUCUGGAGGAUUGAUGGGGCAAAAAAGAAGUCAGUUAGUUGUGUUCUUGCAAUGGAUCAUCCUGCUGUUUUUCUUGAUAGCAGGUGCACUCCUAGCAGGGAGCUUGACAAUGUUGGAGUAUCUGUUUUGGCUAUCUCAGAAGUUGGUGAUUGUUAUGUUUGGUUUGGAAAUAAUAUUGAGGAACUACGCAAUGUGAAGCCCAUUAAAAUAUCAUUAUCUUUGGAAGAGAUAUCUUCCAGAAAUUACAUGGGUGCAUUGCCAGCAAUAUAUGCUGCAAAGUUAGAAGGCAUCCACAAUCCUACCUCUGGGCAGAUUUUACUUGUUCAUGGGUUGCUUGUAAAACCAUCGUUUCAAAAAAUUUCAGUGCACUCUGGCUCAGACAUAAAAUUGAAUUUCUCUGAUGAUGGUGUUCUUCUUCGGUUGAACAAGUCCCUCGCAAAGCCUAAGAAGGCAAAAGAUGUAAAAAAAGUUACUGCGCUAGACCGUGCUAAUGCAGAGGAUGCUCUGCUCCCAAUUCCUAAGCUUUUUGAUUCUCAUGUGCAAGAGCAAGAAUUUCAAGACUCUUCAGGCAAGGAAGUUAUGGAUGGUUUGGUUAGAAGUAGUGAAUCUGUAUCUAUGGAGAUUGAAGGUACUGCAAAGAUCUAUCAUCUUUAUUGUCGAAUGAAGUAGUUGGGUAAUAGAUCAACUAUGUGAACAUGGUAGAGUUUAUAAUUAAACUAUUCAUGGACCUUUGCUGAUUAAGCUCUUGUUUUGGACGUGGCUCUUGGCAAUUAUCUUUAC